Odocoileus virginianus texanus is the source of this 1425-nucleotide messenger RNA. The record is from RefSeq and is a predicted model, not a curated record. Lineage: Eukaryota; Metazoa; Chordata; Mammalia; Artiodactyla; Cervidae.
UCAGGGGGGACCCCUUAAACACCUUGGGCCCGGGGCCCCCCUGCUCACUCUACAGGGACCAAUCCUGUCCCCUUGGACAAAGUGAAAAGGUCAUGACUGUUUGAGAUUACAUGAAUACACCUUAUAAUUCAGUGUCUCCAAGCUCUGGUGUCAGAUCCACCAAGGCUGGACUCCCAGCUCUUCGUCUCUGGUGGAGAUGAUCUUCAAAAUGAAGACCCUGGAAAAUGUUUGGUUCUCUGGAGGAACUACAAAAAUGGAAGGAAAGGACACUUUCAAAAGGAAACUGUUGUGAAAGUGUGUUUACAGCUAACUGAUACUGUUGGUCUUGUCUCUUAAACAAUAAAACACUUUAAGAAGAUUGUAUUUAUGGUCAGAGGAACCUGCGCCGACCAUGCGGCCGAAGACCUUCCCCGCCACCACGUACUCGGGGAACAGCCGGCAGCGGCUGCAGGAGAUCCGGGAGGGGCUGAAGCAGCCGCCUGUGGGGCCGGGCAGUGACGCCACCCUGGAUGCCAAGGUCCUGGGGGGCAAGGUCCUGGGGGGCAAGGACACUGCCCGGCAGCAGCAGAUGAGGAGUGCCCCGAAGUUCGGGCCAUAUCAGAAAGCCCUGCGGGAGAUCAGAUACUCCUUACUCCCCUUUGCUAACGAGUCGGGCACCUCAGCUGCCACAGAAGUGAACCGACAGAUGCUGCAGGAGCUGGUGGAUGCAGGCUGUGACCAGGCUUCCUGGAGCCUCUGGGCCACGCGGGAACUCUCCUGUGGCUGCGGGGACCCUCCUGUGGGUGAUGAGCUUUGUUGUGUUAAGAGCUGCUCCGCUCCAGCCCAGGGCUGUGAGCAACGAGUGCAGAGUGGUUGGUGCAAGUGACAGCAGAGGCCCAGCUGUUCUCUGAGCAUGUGAAGCGACGUCGCUGCCAGCUGCUGCCCCUGACAGACCGGUGAGAAGGUUGUGGUGUCAGGAGGAGCCAGCCAUCCCGGGGAAAUAGUGGAUGAGAGUGCAGAGACUCAGCCUGACUGCGGAGCUGAAAAUCUCCUGGAAGUCACUUAAAAACAAAAGAGCUGUUGUUGCAGUUGUGAUAUAAAGAAACAAAUGAUCCAGAAUUCAGGUGGGAUCUCAUUGUGGUAAAAUCCAUUAGUGAUAAUUGCAGUGCAGGAAAUAAUGAAGUGGAUACUGUUUCCAAUAUAUUAAAACACAAAUAUAGUAAAAUGAAGUGUUGGGGUACCUGUAAGUUCCCAUCAGCAUUUAAUUUAUGUUAAUUGCUAGCAGAAAGGAUCGACAUUUAAAUGCCCCUGAAAUAAUCCAUCAGUUUGGUGUAUAGUGUUACUUUAUGACUUAAAACAGCUGUACCUUCACUCUGACCUUCCAACUCAGACUUUUUCCUGGCCUGGUUAGAGGGUACAUUUGCUUUCAGAGAAAUCUGGUUCGAA